AGGCCGCGGGGCCGCCGGGGGAAGGGAGAGAUGAUAGGAAGUGCUGUCAAUCCUCUGACACCGUGCCCUGGAUCCUCAUGGUAUGUCUGAAGGACACAUCUCUGCAUGUUCUGAAUAUGCCAGGUGAAGCCCAAGAAUAACUUUCCACGGGAGUUUGUGACCUCUUAAAGAGGAAGAAGUCAAGAGAGGGCAACUUUUAUUCUGUAUUUAGCCCUAGGUUGUCCUCAUGAAUACUCCCGUGGAGAAUGUCCAUGAUCUUCUUUGCCUGCGUGGUGAGGGUGAGGGAUGGGCUUCCCCUCUCAGCCUCCACAGAUUUCCAUCUCAACCAGGACUUUCUGGAGUGCAGGAAGAGGCUGAAGGCGUUGUCCUCCAUCCUGGCGCGGUACCCCAGUCGGGGCACGGCGAAAGGACGUAACCUGAGCAUCCAUUUCCUUUCUUCUGGGGAUAUUGCCUGCAUGGCAAUCUGUUCCAGCAGCUACUCAACCAUCAUGGCCUUCUGCUUCCUGGAAGAGCUUCGCUGGGAAUUUGCUGCUUCCUACAACACAAGGAGCAUCAAUUCAGCUUCCAGACCAUAUGCUUUUAUUGAAUUUGAUAACACCAUCCAGAAGGUGAAGCACCAUUUCAACAGCAGCCGUGGCUCCCGGGCCAGGGCCAGCUGGGAGAGGGUGGAGGAGGAGCUGAAGCUGCAGCCCCCAGUGCAGCUGCAGCUGGAGGCCACGGAGCUGCUGAACGGGCUGAGCAAUGGAGGGCACGCAGGAGGCCAUGUGGAGGUUGUCCCUACUUACAGAAUGCAGCCUGUGACCGCCCUGGGGAUUCUGUCACUUGUUCUGAACAUCAUGUGUGGAGCUCUGAACCUCAUCCGAGGAGUUCACCUGGCAGAAUAUUCCUUUCAGGAGGACCAUGAAGGCAUUGGAAAUGUGAUAGCUUUUUUUCUACCUUUUCUAGCCUGUGUUUUUCAGUGUUACCUGUACCUCUUCUACAGCUCAGCCAGGAAGGUGAAGACAUUUGUGCUCCUUUUCUGUGUCUGCUCAUGCAACAUCUACUUGUAUGGAUUGAGGAACCUCUGGCAAAUCUCCUUCCACAUAGGAGUGGCUUCUCUUUCCUCUUAUCAGAUCCUGACAAGGCAGCUCCUGGAGAAGCAGCCUGACUGUGGCGUAUGAAAAAAACCAAAACUUGGGGUUUGCUACUCUGUUUUUACAACUCCUUUUUUUUGUAUUCACCUGGCCAAAAGUAGCUCAGAGCGUUUUUUAGUCAUCCAUGGCAAUGGUUCUUGCAAGGAGAACAGUUCCAAGCAACUUGGGAUAAGCAGGAUCCUGUAAUUGUGUCCAGCACCCAGCAAGGGGUGCAGCUGGAUUUCACAUGGUGCACGGUGGAGCUUGUCAGGUGUCACCACAGAUGGAAGUUCUUACCAUCAGCAGGCUUUUCCUCCUUGGGUGCCACCAUCCAGGCAGCAUUUUGCCAUUUGUCUGUGACAGCUUGGCAGGUCAGUCUUGCCCUGCUGCUGCAAAUACUCAAAUUGUGUAGUAAAACAAAGGUAAAGUGAUGGGCAACAUUUUUGUCUCUAGAUUGUCUUGGUAAAUAUGAGUAAAGGGGUUGUUUGCUGUAAUUAGGUGAGUGCAGUAUCAGUGGGAAAAUGCUGAGGGUGAGCUUCAGGAUCAUUUUUCUAAGUUUGGAAGGACAGGGAAAAGCUGUGGCUCUUUUAUAAACCAUAAAUUCUAUAAAUAUCUCCUUGGCUGAACAGCACAUUGCAGUUAUGUGUGUGCUCAUGGGUUAAUUGCAAAUAUGCUUGGGGCAGCAGAAAAUAAUCCAAGUGGGUGUAAGUGAUCUGUCAGCUCUUGUGGCCUUUGUUUCCUUGGCUAAGGUCACUUUUAGGAUAAGGGCAAUUCCUUCUUUGCUUGGCCUGUAUGGAUAAUAAAUCUUCCAAGCCUAUUUGUGACAGGCCACUGACUCCUUCACCUUUUUUUAACAAAAUGAGUAGCUGGUGAGUAGAAAGCCAUUUCCAGGAAUGGAAAGCAAGAGCAGGUUCUCUUUGUUCUGUAAAACACCUGUGGGUAAUGGAGGUGAAUUCUUACACUCAGAUGAGUUUCUGGGUGUGCACUUUGGGGUAGGGGACUGGAAUUCCCAACCUCUGCUGCACUGGCUGUUCUGCUCUGUUAUGGAUCCAGGUGCACAGGGGCAUUUUAGGGCAUAGAUGAAUAAUUUAGGCUGGCUGUUAAAAAAAUGCAUAGCAGUUUGAUGCAGCUGUCCUUGAGGGGUUGUAGAGAUUCAAUCUGAGAUGUAGAGAAGUGUGGGUAUGUUAUUGUGGAAUUACAGUCCUAAAAUUUCCAUUUUUUUUUUUUCUUUUCUGGUCAUCCCCAUUUCUUUCACCAAAGAUUUCUUUUUCCUCUCACAUAGUCUCUACCUCUGGUUGCAAAGAGAUUAGCAUGCAGCAGAGUUGUCUUUUUUUUUUUUUUUUUUUGCAGGAGCACUUGACAAAAUUCCUUUCUUUUAUCUCAGUGAGUUUCCCUGGAAUCUCAGGGAAAUCAAACACGAGGAUCAGACCAGAAAUUUGUGGUGCUGGAGCUUGGAAGCACUUCUGGAUGCAGCUGGCUGCAGCAGCAGCAUCCUUGGGCAGCCCAUUACAACAUUCUAGGACAUCAGGGGACUUAGUGCCAGAGCUUUUCCCAGGAGGAAAAUGCAGGGAUUUCUUUUUCUCUGCACUUACUGUAACAGCAACGUGAUAAAAACCUCCAAACUCUAAGGAAUAGUCUGGUAGGGAUGAUGGAGGAAUAUUUUAGGCAGGCAUUUUAAGGACACAGCUCGAGCUGUGUGCCAUAAGGGAAAGGUUUUCUGUUAUAAGGGAGGGGAUUCAAGUUUGUCUGUCAUUAUCCCAGUUUUCUGUCAGAGUGCAAGUGGAGAAAUGGAGCCACAAUUCAACCACUGUCCCUGAGACACCAAGGUGACCCCACAGAUGUGAGGGGUUUUUUUGUGCUGCUCUUAAUUUUCAUUCUGUUCACUCCCAGUUUUCCCUGGUAAAAACUUCUGGAGACUGCAGGGAACUCAUGAGUUUGGAUUACAAGUUAAAAAAAAAUAAAAAAAAAAAUCUGAAAAA
Vidua chalybeata is the source of this 3091-nucleotide messenger RNA. RefSeq names its product SEC22 homolog C, vesicle trafficking protein (gene SEC22C). The record is from RefSeq and is a predicted model, not a curated record. Lineage: Eukaryota; Metazoa; Chordata; Aves; Passeriformes; Viduidae. Bases 246 to 1160 code for a protein of 304 amino acids. Gene Ontology annotation, biological process: endoplasmic reticulum to Golgi vesicle-mediated transport. The transcript is spliced from 8 exons.